CAAUACAAGAAGCACUGAGACUAAAGUAGUGGGCUGGUUUUUUAACAAAUAUGUGUCAUGUCUGAAUUGGUGACCUAGCAGUGAUUUCAUCCAUAAUAUUUAUUAUAAACAUAGUUAUUUCUGUUUAUUCGUUGCAUGUUUUUACUUAAAUCCUGUGAUAUAUUUUAUUUUUGAGUUGUAUGUAAUCUCCGUCCAACAAACAUGUGGAAGCUAAGAGAAAUCCAAGAGAAAGUAACAAAUGUUGUUAUGAACUAUACUGAAGUGGAAGCUAAAGUUCGUGAAGCAACUAAUGAUGAUGCUUGGGGUCCAACUGGGCAAUUGAUGCAAGAGGUAGCUCAAAGUACUUUUACAUAUGAACAUUUUCCAGAAGUAAUGGGUAUGUUAUGGAAAAGAAUGCUUCAUGACAAAAGGAAUUGGCGAAGAAUAUAUAAGUCUUUACUAUUGCUGGGUUAUUUAGUUCGAAAUGGUUCUGAGAGAGUUGUCACAAGUGCCCGGGAACAUAUUUAUGAUUUACGUAGUCUUGAAAAUUAUAGUCACAUUGACGAAUUUGGAAGAGAUCAGGGUAUUAAUGUUCGACAAAGAGUGAGAGAUUUAAUUGAAUUCAUCCAGGACGAUGAAAAAUUACGAGAAGAAAGAAAAAAAGCUAAGAAAGCUAAGGAUAAAUAUAUUGGAAUGUCAUCAGAUUCAAUGGGUUUUAGUGGCAAAUUUGGUGGAAGUGGAAGUCAAUUUGAUCGUUCUGGUAAUGAUUUAGAAGAUUCCUUUAAAUCUAGAUUGCCUAGAUUUGACAUGUCAAGAAGUCGGAGCUUUGAGGAUUCCCCUGAGCAAAGCAAUGAUGAAGAUCGCAGAUCUGAAAAUGAUGAUCGACUAGAGUAUAAAGAUGAAGAUGCUGAAAUACAUGAUGCAAAAUCUUCUAAAGCAAGCAGGGUAACUGACAAUAAAAACAGUUCCAAGGGUAAUCGUAAAAUUGAUUUGGGUGCUGCAGCUAAUUUUGGGAAAGAUCAAAAUUCUUCUAAUUCGUCACCUGAAAAGCCACUUAAUUUGAUAGAUACAUCUCCUAAGAAAGAAGUUAAAAAUGAAAUCGAUCUUUUAGCUGAUCUGUCUAUUUCUUCACCUAAUAAUAAUGUUACAGAUUCAGCAAAUGGAGAUUUUGCAGAUUUUACUAGUUUUAAAAGUGCCGAAGACUCCAAGCUAGAUAAUUUUGCUGACUUCUCUACUUUCACAUCAGCUGCUACCACAGCUAGUUCUACUUCUGGUACUGACUCUCUUAGUUUCCUUGAUUCGAACAUUGGCUCUUCACAGCCAGUUUUCCAAUCUUUGCCUUCAGGUCUUCCACCUCUGCAACCAGUUGGUGCUGUAACUCCACUGUCUCCUACAUUUAGUGCCUCACCUUCUCCAAUGGUUUCUCCUGUUGGAAAUGUUUAUCAACCUGUCAUGGGCACACCUGUGGGUGUUGUGCCUCCUAUGUCAGCUGUUCCACUUUCUGCUAGAGUACCAGCACCAGUUUUGAUGCAGACACCAGUUGGAGCUGCAAAUGUUGUAUAUCCUGUAACUUUUGUAGGCAAUGGGUUGUAUUCUCAACCUUCUUCUCUACCUGUUAUGUCUCCUACUUCAACUACAAAUACACAUUCCUCAUUGCAAGAUUUCAGAACCUCAAGAAAUACUUGGAGUGAUGCAGUAGGUACUGUGAAUAUUAAUGUUGAUAAUUUAACUCCUGCCAGUAAAUAUGAUAAACAGCCAGCACCUAGUAUGAAUCAACUUGCCGGAGUGAAUAUGAAUGCAAUGAAUAUGAAUAACCUUUCCAUGAGCAUGCAACAGAUGUCCCUCAACCAACCAAUUCUAGGUCCAGGUUCCUUGCCACCUCCAGUAAGUCCUGUUACAUCGAAUAUUAUGGGUGGUAUGAUGUCACCACCUGGUGGACCUUUUCAGCAUCCUGUAUUUAGCAGUCCAGGAAAUUUAGGAAUAAAAUAAUUAAAACCAUGUCAAAAAUAAGCUUCUCACAUGUGUAAAACACCAUUUUACUGAAAUCUCAUGGUUUGAUGAAAUGAAAGUUUCAUGACAAAAGCAAAACUGUAUAACAAAGUAAGAUUCAAGAAAUGUUAUCAGUUUUACAUAAUUCCUACAUGGGAUGGAAGGAAUUCAAACUAUGCUUUUAAGGGAAGCUUAGGGUUAAAGGUACAUUAAAGAAACAUGCAACAUUUGGGAGCUUCUUUGAAGCCUUUUUUUUAGGUCACAUUGUGUUACUAUAAUGAAUUUGCAAUUCUGUUUGUUUAUCGUAUAUUGCUAUACUAGAUAUGCAAGUUAAUUUGUAUCUGCAUAGUUAUUUGAUAAAUUUUUCAUAUUGUUAUUCGGAAGCAGCAAAGGAAAGUGAUGAAAUAUUUACUUGAUAUUUUGUUACUGUACGAACAAUGAACUAUAUAUUUUUGUUUUCUUUGUAUUGUUUUACAUCUUAAACAUAUGUAUUCUAAUUAUUAUCUAAAAAGAAAAAAAUUUAAAAUUAUUUAUGAAAGAAAAUGUAUGCUUUAUGUAGGAUCCUAUGAAAUGUGAAUGCACAUUAUUUCUUGAUUUUUAAAUAGUAAAAAUCAUUUUAACUUGUGUCACAAUUUUCUUGUAUUUUAAAAUUUAUCAUAUAUAUAUAGAUUAAAUUGUUUUUCAGUAAAUAGUUUAAGAUGUAAAAAAUUUGCAGGAAAUUUUAUUUUGAUUAGAAUUUUAUACAUGCUUUAUAAUGUACUUCCAUUUUUUUAUCAUUCAUCUGUAAAGUUAUCAUAUUUACUAAAGCAACCAUUCCUGUGUAAUGUAGAAAAUAUUGAGCUUGUAUGAAUUCUGUAUGAUAAAAAUUAUGAUAUGUAAUUGAAAAAAAAUGUGUUGAAUGUGAUAUUCUGUUGUGUUUUGUAAUUAAUUUCAAGAUUUGCUCAAUUUCUCCUGAAAGGUAACAAUCAUUAGAUCAGGAAAUGAGUGACCUGAUAAUUAUAUACAUUAAUUAAUUAUCAAUAUUCUUUUGUAUCAUUUGAAGUUUCAUCAGUAAUUGGUUUAUAUUUAGGCAUGUAUACUUUCUUCACAUUAGAUUUUAAAUUGCAUCUGAAAUUUUUAUGAAAAUAUUAUGAAAUAUCAUCAGUGGCACAUUUUUUAUGUGUUGGCUUUUAAUUUUGCUUGAUAUGUUGUAUGAAAUGUUAGAUAAGAAUGUAACUAUGCAAUAUCCUAUCAGUCAUUUUGCCAGUUUCUUUAGUUAAAAACGAAAUAGCCAUUUCAGUUUUUGCAAUUAUUUGACCGUGUAAAAUUGCAGAUUUACGUAUUUGACUGAUCUGAGACUGUUUAUUUUAGUUAUUAGUAAAUUAUUAAUGUUUCUACUUAUCAUAAUGGUUGUUUCUUUUGUUAAAUUUGUUUUCUUUGUGUAAUACUACUGUAGUUAUAGAUUUUAUUAAGACUAUUAUUAUGCAAGCGUUAAAGUUGUUUAUUAUUUUUUUUUAAUUGGUUAAGUGGGUACUUUUCUGAAAUAUAUAAAAAAUGAUUGUAUAGAAAUAUGUACAUAAAUUGUUAUUGUUCAAAAUUAUUUUGUUAGGAUGGACAUUAUAUAUAUACCCAAAUUUAUUUCUGUGCUUGGAUGUUUUUACUACAGAUGAAGUUUGUUUCCUUAUCUGUACUUUCAUUCUUUAUUAGUGCUAUUACACAAUAAAAGAGAAAGUUAUUUUCAA
Molecule: messenger RNA, 3689 nt
Organism: Argiope bruennichi
Lineage: Eukaryota; Metazoa; Arthropoda; Arachnida; Araneae; Araneidae
Gene: lqfR
Product: clathrin interactor 1-like
Exons: 13
Coding region: 202-1968 (588 amino acids)
Biological process (GO): endocytosis
Cellular component (GO): clathrin vesicle coat; endosome; plasma membrane
Molecular function (GO): clathrin binding; phospholipid binding
Source: RefSeq, a predicted model, not a curated record